Seriola aureovittata is the source of this 847-nucleotide messenger RNA. It is a transcript of the gene ptgdsa, whose product is annotated as prostaglandin D2 synthase a. Gene Ontology annotation, molecular function: small molecule binding. The record is from RefSeq and is a predicted model, not a curated record. The transcript is spliced from 7 exons. NCBI's taxonomy places the organism in Eukaryota, Metazoa, Chordata, Actinopteri, Carangiformes, Carangidae. The coding region runs from base 95 to 649 and encodes 184 amino acids.
CUGUUGACAACCCACAGUUCACUUAAAGGCUCAGGUCAGACAACCUCUCUCAACUUUUCAGCCCAUCUCGCUGAUUCGAUUCUCCCGGGCAGUCAUGAGGACCACGGUGGUCGCUGUUGUCAUGGUGAUGUUGUGUGUGAUGAUGGUGCACGCAGACGUGAAGCCGCAGAGAGAUUUCAACCUGCAGAGGUUUGCAGGGAGAUGGUACCGUGUGGGCCUGGCCUAUGACUCUCCAAGUUUUGUUCCCUACAGAGACAAACUGAAGGCCUCAAUGGGCAUCAUCACACCGCUGACAAACGGCAACGUUAACCUCACAAUGUGGGAAGCCACACCUCUGGGCUGUCACAGUAAGCUGUACCAGUAUGAGAAGACCAACGUCCCGGGACAGUUCACCUACUUCAGCUCACGCCACAACAUGGUGAAGGACAUCACAGUGGUGGACACAAACUACACCGAAUACGCUCUGGUUCUCAAACACAAGGUUUUUAACAGCGAGUACACACAAGUGGCACUUUACGGUCGCUCUCAAAGAGUUAGGACUGAAGUAAUCAACAAGUUUAAAACCUUAGCCUUGUCCCGCGGUUUCUCCAGAGAGUCUAUUCUGACUCCACCUCCAGCAGAAAACUGCCCACAAUCUGGAUCUGGUUAGAUGUACCUGCGGUGAGGGUGCCAGUGUGUUCUGAUGUGCGGCUCCAGCUCUGUAUUUCCCAGCAUUUACUGCAAAGAGCUUUCUCUCAGCAAAGCAAAUAUCAUCAUUCUAUUAUAACAUCUAAUCCUAUUUUAUGUAAUGUUUCAUUUUCAUUGUUCUGCUGUGUUGGCAUGGUUUAAUAAAUAAAACUAACCUUCA